Molecule: messenger RNA, 2612 nt
Organism: Eriocheir sinensis (Chinese mitten crab)
Lineage: Eukaryota; Metazoa; Arthropoda; Malacostraca; Decapoda; Varunidae
Product: protein tyrosine phosphatase domain-containing protein 1-like
Exons: 12
Coding region: 198-1754 (518 amino acids)
Biological process (GO): cilium assembly; protein dephosphorylation
Molecular function (GO): protein tyrosine phosphatase activity; protein tyrosine/serine/threonine phosphatase activity
Source: RefSeq, a predicted model, not a curated record
CAGUGAAGGAAGGGUGUCGCUGGCUCUUCUCCCUCUCCCUAUACUCCCUCCACCCUUCCCUCCCUCCCUUCCCCCUCGCGUGUAGCCUGUGAGGGAGAGAAGGAGCUAGAAUGCCUCCCUGACCAGCGGAGAGGGGAGAGAAAGUGGAGGAACCAGUGAAAAGGAGGAAAAAAAGGGAGAGGAAAAGUCCCGGGAGGAUGUCCACGGAAAACGUUAGCGAAGACACCGCGGAGCUACGCCCGGCUGGCCUGUCCCUGGGGCGCCGCGAGAUUGUUGUGCACAGUAAUUACUCAAGACUCAGCGAGCACUUGAGACAGGUUACGCCCACGGAGAUCCAGUGUUCGGUUUUCUGCGGUGGGAAGACGUGUAAAUAUGACAACCCCGACUACUGGCCCGCCGAGGACACCGCUAUUCAAGGCGUCUACUCCCACUGGGUGACGGACACCAUCCUGGCCAUGGCCCGCCCCAGCACGGCCGUCAUCCAGAGCCGGGACCUGGUGGGCCAGUUCCUGCGGCACGACAUCCGCACCGUCAUCAACCUGCAGCUGCCGGGGGAGCACGCCUCGUGUGGCGGGCCGCUCACCGAGGCGGGCUUCUCCUACGACCCAGCGGUCUUCAUGGAGAACGGCAUCUUCUACUACAACUUCGGCCUCCGGGACUACGGCGAGCCAACCCAGGGCUGCAUCCUCGACAUGGUGAAGGUGAUGGCGUUCGCCGCGAGUGAAGGGAAGGUGGCCGUUCACUGUCACGCAGGUCUCGGGCGGACAGGUGUGCUCAUUGCGUGUUACCUGGUCUACGCCUUAAGGGUCCGUGCCAACGAUGCCAUACGGUACGUGCGUUUGAAGCGUCCCGGAGCUGUCCAGACGACCAGCCAGAUCAUGGUCGUUCAGGAGUUCGAGCAGUUCAUCCUACCGCAGUUGUAUGUCUUCUCCAACAGAGAGUUCAUCAAGGACAAACGCAACCCCGAAUUCACGCUGCCCCAGUAUCUGCACCGCCAGCGUACCGUCCUACAUGGCUACGAGGCGAGAACGCUACGGAACAUUCCCAAGCUGGUCUACGUCGUGGGUGAGCGUCUGCUGAAGCUAUGCGGGUGUGAGGGAAGCAACGCGCCCCCUCACCUGCUGACCCCCCUCGAGAUAUCCUACGCGCUGGGGACUCCUUCCUUCACAUCCUUCUUCCUGUCGGCGCAGUAUGACCACGAGACGCGCGUAUCCUACUCCGCCCCACACUCCCUUAUGUCUCCCUCCCUCUCCGCCUCCAUCACCAGCCAGCGGUCAGGUCUGCUUUUCACGUGGCUGGAGCACCUCAAGACCCCGCUGUUGGGUGUGGACGCGCUCUCCUACAUUGUGCUGGCGUCGGGGAGGCCUGAAGUGUGUCUGAGGAAGCUGGACAAGGAGGUCCGCUACACCCUGGAGUACCUGGUUCGCUUCGUGGCCCGCUUCCAGUUGUUCAGCCGGCAGCAGCAGGAGGCGGUGCUGCGGAGGCUGGUGGCGUCCUUCACCCAGCAGGCCGUGCCCGUGCGAGGCGUGCUGCUGCCCUCAGGGAAAGGGUUCAACAAGCUUCGGGAAGGGACGCUCAGGAAGGUCAUGGAGUUCAUCACUGGACUCUUCGAUCUAGUCUAUCUGGAGUCGAGGUCGGGCAGUGCGGUAUCCGUCGCAUCGAACAACACGGCCUAUGAGAACAGAGUCACGCCCCCCGGUCAAGUGGUCACGCCGCCCCCUGAGGACGACGGGGGGACGCCUGUGGAUUCAUAAGGGUUUAGUGGUGGUGGUGGUUAUGGUUGUAUGGAAUAGAAGAGUUCGGCUAGGUUCAUAUAGGCGCCAUGUCGUUACCGAAAGACCGCGCGAAAUUCAAAUUGAGGCUGAUUUAAUAGGUGUUUUGUGGUGGUGGUGGUGGUGGUGGUAUAGAAUAAGAGAGUUCGGCUAGGUUCAUAUAGACGCCAUGUCGAUACCGAAAGACCGCGCGAAAUUCAAAUUGAGGCUGAUUUGAUAGACGUUUUGUUGUGAUCGUGGUGGUUAAGGUCAUAGAAUAAAAGAGUUUGGUCACCUUCAUCACAAGCGCCAUUUUGCUACCGAAAGACCGCGCGAAAUUCAAAUUGAAGCUAAUAUGAUUGAGGUUUUGUGGUGAUCCUGGUGCCGGUUAAGGUUAGACCCACAGAAUAAAAGAGUUUGGUCACCUCUGUCACAAGCGCCAUGUUGCUACCGAAAAACCGCGCGAAAUUCAAACUGAGGCUGAUAUGAUAGAUGUUUUGUGGUGGUUGUGGCUAAAGUCAGAGCCAUAGAAUAGAAGAGUUUGGUCACCUUCAUCACAAGCGCCAUGUUCAAACUACCACCAGGGCCAUGAAACUACUGGAAAUGCCCAAAACUCCUACGAAAGCCUUGUCAAAAGUGUGUUUCUAAGGUUCAUGGUAUAUAAGAAGGGUCACAAUAUCACCAGGGCCAUAAAACUCCUCCUGGAAAUGCCCGAAACGCCUACGAAAGCCUUGUCAAAUAUGUGUUUCCUAGGUUCAUGGUACAGAAGAAGAGUCAAACUACCACCAUGGCCAUAAAACUACUCCUGGAUAUGCCCAAAACUCCUACGAAAACCUUGUCAAAUAUGUGUUUCCUAGGUUC